GCGGCCCUGCGGUCCCCGGGCGGGAGCAGCGGCCGCCUAGUCCCGCGCCUCUCUGGGCUUGCAGCCCCGCGGUCCCGCCGCCCCGGGGCCGCCACCUCUCGGGGCUCCCCCCAGUCCCCGCGCGCGCAAGAUGGCUGACCCGGCUGCGGGGCCGCCGCCGAGCGAGGGCGAGGAGAGCACGGUGCGCUUCGCCCGCAAAGGCGCCCUCCGGCAGAAGAACGUGCACGAGGUGAAGAACCACAAAUUCACCGCCCGCUUCUUCAAGCAGCCCACCUUCUGCAGCCACUGCACCGACUUCAUCUGGGGCUUCGGGAAGCAGGGAUUCCAGUGUCAAGUCUGCUGCUUUGUUGUACACAAGCGCUGCCAUGAAUUCGUCACGUUCUCCUGCCCUGGUGCGGACAAGGGCCCAGCCUCUGAUGACCCCCGGAGCAAGCACAAGUUUAAGAUCCACACCUACUCCAGCCCUACCUUCUGUGACCACUGUGGAUCACUGCUGUAUGGUCUCAUCCACCAGGGGAUGAAAUGCGACACCUGUAUGAUGAACGUCCACAAGCGCUGUGUGAUGAAUGUCCCCAGCCUCUGCGGCACUGACCACACAGAACGCCGCGGCCGCAUCUAUAUCCAGGCCCACAUCGACAGGGAGGUUCUCACCGUUGUUGUAAGAGAUGCUAAAAAUCUGGUACCUAUGGAUCCAAAUGGCUUGUCAGAUCCUUACGUAAAACUGAAACUGAUCCCUGAUCCCAAAAGUGAGAGCAAGCAGAAGACCAAGACCAUCAAAUGCUCCCUCAACCCGGAGUGGAAUGAGACCUUCAGAUUUCAGCUGAAGGAAUCAGACAAAGACAGAAGACUGUCUGUAGAGAUCUGGGAUUGGGACUUGACCAGCAGGAAUGACUUCAUGGGAUCUCUGUCGUUUGGGAUUUCAGAACUACAGAAAGCUGGUGUGGAUGGCUGGUUCAAGUUACUAAGCCAGGAAGAAGGCGAGUACUUCAAUGUGCCCGUACCGCCGGAAGGAAGUGAGGGCAAUGAGGAACUGCGGCAGAAGUUUGAGAGAGCCAAGAUUGGCCAAGGUACCAAGGCUCCAGAAGAAAAGACAGCUAACACUAUCUCCAAAUUUGACAACAAUGGCAACAGGGACCGGAUGAAACUGACUGAUUUUAACUUCCUGAUGGUGCUGGGGAAAGGCAGUUUUGGCAAGGUCAUGCUCUCUGAGCGUAAGGGUACAGAUGAACUCUAUGCUGUGAAGAUCCUGAAGAAAGAUGUGGUGAUCCAAGACGAUGAUGUGGAGUGCACAAUGGUGGAGAAGAGGGUGCUGGCCCUGCCUGGGAAGCCCCCGUUCCUGACUCAGCUGCAUUCCUGCUUCCAGACCAUGGACCGCCUGUACUUUGUGAUGGAGUAUGUGAAUGGCGGUGACCUCAUGUACCACAUCCAACAAGUUGGCCGUUUCAAGGAGCCCCACGCUGUAUUUUACGCUGCAGAGAUUGCCAUCGGUCUGUUCUUCUUGCAGAGCAAGGGCAUCAUUUACCGUGACCUGAAACUUGACAACGUGAUGCUGGAUUCUGAGGGGCACAUCAAAAUCGCAGACUUUGGCAUGUGUAAGGAGAACAUCUGGGAUGGGGUGACAACCAAGACGUUCUGUGGCACUCCGGACUACAUUGCCCCAGAGAUCAUUGCUUAUCAGCCCUACGGGAAGUCUGUGGACUGGUGGGCAUUUGGAGUCCUGCUGUAUGAAAUGUUGGCUGGCCAGGCACCCUUUGAAGGGGAGGAUGAGGAUGAACUCUUCCAGUCAAUCAUGGAGCACAAUGUGGCAUAUCCCAAGUCCAUGUCCAAGGAAGCUGUGGCAAUCUGCAAAGGGCUAAUGACCAAACACCCAGGCAAGCGCCUGGGUUGUGGGCCUGAAGGGGAGCGAGACAUUAAGGAGCACGCAUUUUUCCGGUAUAUCGACUGGGAGAAACUUGAGCGCAAGGAGAUUCAGCCACCUUAUAAACCCAAAGCUUGUGGGCGAAACGCUGAAAACUUCGACCGGUUUUUCACCCGCCAUCCACCAGUCCUAACACCUCCUGACCAGGAAGUCAUCAGGAAUAUUGACCAAUCAGAAUUCGAAGGAUUUUCCUUUGUUAACUCUGAAUUUUUAAAACCUGAAGUCAAGAGCUAAGUAGAUCUGUAGACCUCCGUCCUUCAUUUCUGUCAUUCAAGCGCAACAGCUGUCAUGGUGACAUUUUUUUCUUUUUCAUUGCCAAGUUACAUCCGUGUUUUCUUUGCUGAUGAGGCUAGAGUGGCCAUGUUUCAGAACCCAAAUGUCCUCAAGUAGUUUGGAGCAUCUCGAGGAGAUGGAAUUAUGCAGGUGGCAUGUAGAAAGUGCUGCAUAAUGGAGACACGCUCAGAGUCCUACUAUGUACAUCACUAGCAUGUCGGCUCACAGGCCCCCAGGGGAGAGAAAAUGCUUGCUUUUCUCCCUGGUCCUCUGCACUGCCAUCUUUACCCCAACCCUCCAGUCUACAUCCCCCCACCCCCCACAAAAUGGAUAGAUGAACCAAAUGCUAGCAAUAUCCUUCCACUUUCCAGGCUGGGAGCUUGGCUUGAAUCCAAGUAUAUGGCUGCUUUGCCCUAGAGGGAAUCCCUCCACACUGCCUGUUCUGGAGGCAGUAGAGCUUUGAAAAGAACAUGCUAAAAAUAAAAUUUUAUUUUUAUUUUUUUAACUCAAUGUUAAGAAGAUUAUCUAAGUCCUGAAAAAAAAAAAACAGGACUGCGCUUUUAGACAAGUUUCCAUCUAAAAGCACUUCCAGGGUCAUAAGGCAACCAGCUUGGGUGCUGUCACCUUGCAGUAGCUUCUAACACUGGAUGUCUGAUAGCGGUACCCUCAUCUCCCAAACUACUCAAGAAUGACAUUUGGCACUGGUCCUGAAACCACAUGGUCACUCUAGCAAGGUCCCAAAGGACCCUGAUUCUACAUUACAUUUCAAAUGUUACUUGCUUUUUUAUUUCUGUUAUCAUUGAAAUGCAAAAA
This is a messenger RNA of Grammomys surdaster, 3004 nucleotides long. RefSeq names its product protein kinase C beta (gene Prkcb). Gene Ontology annotation, biological process: protein phosphorylation. The record is from RefSeq and is a predicted model, not a curated record. Gene Ontology annotation, molecular function: zinc ion binding; ATP binding; diacylglycerol-dependent serine/threonine kinase activity. Bases 131 to 2152 code for a protein of 673 amino acids. The transcript is spliced from 17 exons. Lineage: Eukaryota; Metazoa; Chordata; Mammalia; Rodentia; Muridae.